Leptopilina heterotoma is the source of this 2456-nucleotide messenger RNA. It is a transcript of the gene Sas-6, whose product is annotated as spindle assembly abnormal protein 6 homolog. The transcript has 5 exons. Bases 192 to 2180 code for a protein of 662 amino acids. Gene Ontology annotation, biological process: centriole replication. Gene Ontology annotation, cellular component: centriole. Lineage: Eukaryota; Metazoa; Arthropoda; Insecta; Hymenoptera; Figitidae. The record is from RefSeq and is a predicted model, not a curated record.
UCUAGAGGUCAGAGUCGUCGCUACGCCUGCGUCAAAAGUGAAAGAGUCAGAUUUGAAAUUUAAACAAUCAUUUUUUUAGAGAUUUUUCAUUAAAAUUACAAAUGAAAGUUCUACUAAAGUGUACAAGUAAGUUUUCUAGAAAAGUUAAUCAACCGGAAAUGACAAAUGGCAGUUAGAAAAACUGGUAAAAUAUGAAUUAUUUAAACACUAUAGCGGCUAGUGGAGUUACUGGAGAUGUCAACCUUCAGUUGAAUAAUGUCGAAAUUUUAUACACUAAAGUGCAAAAAGUUUAUAUUAAGCCUCAACUUAAAGAAGAAAGACAAAGGGAUCUUCGGGUUAAUGUAGAAAUUCACGCAGGAAUCAGCCCAGUUUGUCGCAAGAGCCUGUGCGUUUUAUUAGCAGACGAUGACGAUCCUUGUUUUCUCUACUCUUUGUUUAUAACUGAAGACGAUUUCAAGGUCUUGAAAGCUCAACAAGGACUACUUGUUGACUUUGAUAAUUUUGCAACGCAAUUGAUUUAUCUUUUGGAACAAUGUCAAGUCCCGGCGGCGAGUUUAUCAAAAACUCCGAAAUUUCUUAUGCUCUUGUCCGAAGAGAGUGGAGAUUGGACUUUCAAAUUUGUGGAGACAAACAAUUUCAAGCACCUGUGCCAUUUAUGUUUGAACAUCGCUCCGGCAAAUGACUCGCAUAUAAAAACUCAUAUGGCUAUGAAAAUCAAACAGUUUAAGGAGAGCUUAUUACAAAAGGACCGAGAUAUUCUCGGUUUGGAAACAAGACUGUCGGAUUUAAAUUGUAAAUUGGAAUCGAAAAUAAAGGAACUUGAUCAGUUUGAACAGAAAUGGGUUGCAGAUAAAACACAGUUGCAAAUGAGUUUGGCGCAACAGAUGAAUUUAGAAAAAGAUAGAUUAUCACAACUAAAAAUGGAACUACAACAUCAGUGUGAAAGAGAACAAAUGGAAUUAGAACACAGACACAGCGAAGUCAUUAAACAACUUCAUACAGAAUUAGCUGAAUACAAAACGCAAAACAUUACGUUCAAAGACAAACAAUCAUUUCUCGAAGCAACAAAUUCGGAACAACUGAAGCAAAUACAAAUUCUGGAGAAAGAACUCAAUCUUGUUCAAAGAGAUCAUUCUCAUUUAAAGAAACAAAACUCGAAACUCGACGGCGAUUAUCAUGACAAAGACAAGACUGUAAAUAGUUUAAAAACGAAAGUUGCUGUUUUCGAACAAGAGCUGAAGGAUAAAACAAUUUUGAUAAACAAACACACGGAGAUGUUGAAGAACGCAAAAGAACAAAAGCAAAGACUGGAGGAGCUUCUUAACGAAAAGGACAGUCAGUUGCAACGGAAACAAAAUUCACUGACGCGUCUCAGCGAUGAGUUGGUGAAAGCCAACGAAAUUCUAGCAAAGAUUCAAAAUGAACUCGCCUCUACGAAAAACAAAUUGAAACUCCGAACGGGUAUUGCAUUAGAGCAGGAAAGAUUGAUCGACGCAACACACAAGCAAGUUGGCCAGUUGGAAAAUAAAAUUGACACUUACACAAAAGAGGCGAAAGACGCGAAAGCAGAAGUUGAUAAUUUAAAAGAGCAGGUGAAGAACUUGCAAUCGCAAAUCGAGGAGAAAGAUAAGACUAUCAAGAAUAAUGACAAUGUUAUUAGCUGGCUAAAUAGGAGAUUGGCUGAUAAUCAAACGCCUUUGCACAGUGCAUCGAAUGCAGUGACGACAGUACCGGCAUCAAUUCAAUUAACACUACCCCGAACAAAUAAGUUUAUUCCAAAUAGAUUUGAGACACGAACGCCAGCUCCAAGUUCAACCCAAGCAAAUGCCUCUCUCUCGGGACUGACUCUCAGAAAUCCGAUUAUGCAAAAUUCGAAUAUUAACCGAUCAUCAGCCAGAUCUACGGGUGUCGGAGUUGGGGACAUGACAACUGGUAUGAACUUCAAUAAACCUGGACAAAUUUCAAGUACAAGCACGCCUCUCGAUCGUGUGAAUGGUUUGAGUAAAUCGCCCAAUUCCGGAGGCAUGUCGGCGGCGCCUCCAAUUAUUGAAAAUAAUAAUGCUCCCUUCAUGACGAAUGGAAAGGCAAAAAACACGACUAAUUUGCAGGGAGGCCUUCGUCGUUCCGUAAUGGAUAAACCACUUUUGCCAUCGUCGUAUUUUCCCAAGACCCUUCACUAGAUUAAAGAAAGACAGGAAUACAAUAUUAGAUUUUAAGCUAUGACCAGAAACAAAGGAGAACAUACACAAGUGAAAGUACAAAAAUGGACCUGGCGAAAAUGCAAUUGAAAGUCGAAAUAUAGUGAAGUGACUUAAGCCUUUUACUUUUAAAGGAAGACUUUUUAUUGCCAGGUGGGAGACAGUAUUCUAAAGAAUAAUUUGCAGUUUAUAAUAAGCAGUCAUGUUUAUAUUAUAAGUUUUGUACAUAGAUGAAGAAUAAAUAUUUUAUAAAAUGAA